Messenger RNA from Trichomycterus rosablanca, 2602 nucleotides. RefSeq names its product fibronectin type III domain containing 7a (gene fndc7a). Gene Ontology annotation, molecular function: protein binding. Bases 1 to 2460 code for a protein of 819 amino acids. The transcript has 14 exons. NCBI's taxonomy places the organism in Eukaryota, Metazoa, Chordata, Actinopteri, Siluriformes, Trichomycteridae. The record is from RefSeq and is a predicted model, not a curated record.
AUGGGAGACAUGGGAUCGGAUCAGCUGUGCUUAUUAAAAAGAAUCUUGUUCAUUUUCUGCAUCAUAAAGAUAUGUGAUGCGCAAAAUGAAAUCACCGUGUCCGUGUUCACCGUCACAUCAAAAAGUAUAACGGUGCGCUGGAGUGGCUACACCGGAGCCAGCUCGUACAAGCUCACAGCUACCCCAAAGAACUCACAAGACCAGCCUGCAUUCACACAGUUUAGUGGCAGCACGGUGAUGGGCUCUGUGAACUCGCUCUCCCCAAAUACUGUGUACAGGAUAAAGGUAGAAGCCAUGGACAGCAGUGUGAACGUGCUGAGCAGUGCAGAGAGCGAGGAGACCACGGCCCCGGGAGUGCCGUCCAUCGCGCAGGCCUACUCGAAGCAAAGCGACAGCAUCACCGUGGAAUUCGAAGAGAUCUCGGGUGCCACGUCGUACAUCCUCCGAGCUGAGGGCGAUGAUGGCUUUUUCUUGGAGAGUGUUGCGAACGGAUCGCCCGGGACCAUCACCAACCUGAGCUCCUACACCAACUACACUCUUAGCGUCAUGUCAGUGAACAGGGGCGGCCACAGCCAGCCUUCAUUUACGGUCCAAGCCAGAACGGUGAUCGUGGCCCCAUCGCUGCGCUCCACAUCUCCUACCAGCAACAGUAUAGAGGUAGAAUGGGAUCCUGUAGAGCAUGCCAUAUUGUAUACUCUCUCGAUCAUCAUGGAGGGAUCGAACACCCUGCUUAAGCUCAACACCACUCAGACCAACGUGACAUUCGACAACCUGGAACCGGGUGUCACCUACUGCAUCAAGGCCACAGCCUGGGACUCAAGUGGCGUUCCUGGAGAUGAUAUUACCAUCUACCAGAUUACCCGUCCUCCAGUUCCUGAGUUUGUGCAGGUAUCACUGAGCCUGGAGAGAAUCAUGGGACUGUCUGUGUACUGGCAGUCUGUGCGCGGUGCGAGCGCUUACUACGUUGAGAGCUCGAUGGGAGGGAACUGCACCUCCAUUAUAGACCCAUUCUGCAUCAUUAGCCCGAUCGGCUGUAGUGAAAAUCACACGCUGAUCGUCUUGGCGGAGAAUGAAGCUGGCCCCAGCAGCCCUUCCCAGCCACAGAACCUGCUUACCUUUCCAUGUGCUCCAGGCGAGGUGGAGGUGAGCGAGCCAUCAGAAGGGAACUGCUCAGUGACCUGGUCCAGCAUGCUGUGGGUGGAUUAUUACAUCGCCUAUGUGAAAAGAGAUGAUGGAACAGAAUUGCAGUGCAACACCACCAGUACAGUCUGUUAUUACCCCUGCCACUGUGGCUACACUUACCUGACGACGGUAUUCGCCUCCAACAACGCCGGACCCAGCCCCCCAGGACCCAUUCUCAACUAUACCACCAUACCCUGUUGUCCACAGACUGUAAACGUCUCACUCAUUUCUACUGAAACUCUGGAAAUCACCUGGUCAGCGGUACGCGGGGCCGAGCUGUACGAGACUGUGGCGGCGGAUGGAUCAGACAUGGUUCACUGCAAUGACACGGUUCCUGUGUGUGUCCUAUCUGAUCUCUCAUGCAACAGUCUGUACAGCGUGGUGAUCAGACCGUGCAGCGAGAUACGAGGCUGCAACAACACCUGCACACCCACAAUACAAGAGACAGCUCCAUGUGCUCCAGAGAUUCUGAACCUCACGCAGGUGACCAGCUCAGUUGUGGAGGUGUUAUGGACGACUCCCAACAAACAAGCCACCUACACAGUAAAUGCUGUGGGCAGUAAUAACACCCUCACAUGUUUGUCCCGCGGCACUUCCUGUAACAUCACCAACCUGCCCUGUGGAGAAACUUAUGAGAUCAGCGCGUACGCGACCACCGCCGUGGGUCGCAGCCUGCCUGGAUUUAGUGUUGCCUUGGAAACAGGACCCUGUUGUCCUGAGUCUCUAAGCGUGGAGCAAGUGACGCAAUCCAUGACUAGUGUGGUGUGGUCAUCAUCCAAGGGAGGCUGGUCAUACAUUACCUCACUGACAUCACCUAAAGGUCAUGCCAAGUGCCACACGAUGGAUACUCACUGCCUGAUGGGAUGCAUUACUUGCGGCACCAACUACAGCAUCUCAAUGGAGGCCAUAAGCAACACGGGGCACGUCUCCCAUUGCAGCUACCAAGGCUUCUCUUCCAGUGCUUGUUGUCCAUUCAGCGUGAGGCUGUACGGGAUGGCAAACAGAACACUCCGGGUACACUGGACAGGUUGGGACAGUCAUUACAGAUACUCAGCAGAACUUUAUGGCACCGGUGCCAACUACACAUGUAGCCCAGCGUUGGGUUACAACUCGUGUGACAUACCCAACGUAGUGUGUGGGGAGACCUACAGUGCUGUGGUUGCACCACUCACACACCAAGGAACCAAAGUUACAUUCUGUCCCAGGAGACUUUAUUCAGUUUCCUGCGCUGGUGACUCUGUUGGAAUGGUCUAUCGUGGAAGGAGAAGUGUGGAUUAGUGGCCACUGCGUUUCUAUAGAUUAGAAAGCCAUUGCAUAAGACAGUUGAGAAGACAGUCGCUUAAAAGAAGAAAAGUGUCUUAUAUUAGAAACAUAUUUUAGUUAGCUUCAAUAUAUACUGUGUAUCAGAGACUUCAAUAAA